CAACAACUACAACUACUACUAGUCAACUACAAUCAUUCUUCUACAUAUAAUCUUAUUUCUUCUUACAUCAAGAAAAUGAGUAUUGAUUUUGCUUUUGUCAUGGGUCUAAUGGUCUUAACCGUAACCUUCUUAACAUAUCAUUCUCAAGCCCAAAGCACACCACAAGACUAUCUUGCAGCUCAUAAUGCAGCUAGGGGGAAUGUAAGUGUUGGUAUGGUGACUUGGGACAACAACCUCGCAACCUAUGCCAUGAACUAUGCAAAACAGAGAGCUGGAGACUGUAAACUCAUCCAUUCAGAUGGACCCUAUGGCGAGAAUAUUGCUUGGGGUAGUACUUCUACCUUCACAGCGGUUGAGCUAGUAAAACUUUGGAUUGCAGAAAAAUCAUACUACAACUAUGGAGCAAAUACGUGCAACACAGGGAAAGAAUGUGGGCAUUACACCCAAAUAGUUUGGAGAGAAUCUGUUCGUGUGGGUUGUGCUAGAAUAGUAUGUAACAAUGGGGGUACGUUUGUCGUUUGCGAAUAUGAUCCUCCAGGUAAUUGGGACGGUGAAUACCCUUACUAAUGAAGAAACCUGACAGAUCUCGUCGUAGAUUAUCACUUAUGCAGUUAUGCUGCUUCAUAAUCCUUUAAUUAUUUAUGUUCCAUUUUUUCACUCAACUAGGAAAGUCCACCUGUAAGAAUACAGUAAGGGUCGGGACUCGGGAGCAUC
This is a messenger RNA of Papaver somniferum (opium poppy), 714 nucleotides long. Its product is annotated as pathogenesis-related protein 1-like. Bases 76 to 567 code for a protein of 163 amino acids. The transcript has a single exon. The record is from RefSeq and is a predicted model, not a curated record. NCBI's taxonomy places the organism in Eukaryota, Viridiplantae, Streptophyta, Magnoliopsida, Ranunculales, Papaveraceae. Gene Ontology annotation, cellular component: extracellular region.